CCCGGCCCGGCCGCGCUUCCGCCCGCGUCAGCUGACUCUGCCAGGCAGCGGCCCGGCCCGGCACCGAGCCCGCGGAGCCUCCGGCGCGGCCACCCGCAGCAUGGCAGGGGCCGUGGUGAGUGGAGCGCAGGUGUCCUACAUUAGUCAGGACUGUGAAGAAAUUCCAGAAUUCCUAGGAAGAAAAUAUGGACACAUGGCAAAAAGGCUAGAUCUUAGCUUCAACUUGCUAAGGUCACUAGAAGGACUGAAAACAUUCAGUUACUUGGAAGAACUGAUCUUGGACAACAAUCUACUUGGAAAUGACCUUCUGUUACCCAGGUUACCCCACCUCCAUACCUUAACGCUCAACAAGAACCAAAUAUCAGAAUUAGAAAGCCUUUUGGACCAUUUGGCUGAAGUUGUGCCCUCACUACAAUAUCUCAGUUUGCUUGGAAACAUUGCUUGCCCAAAUGAACUGGUCUGCAAAGAAAAGGAUGAAGAUGACUACCAGAGAUACAGAUAUUUUGUCCUGCACAAAUUGACAAACCUGAAAUUUCUCGAUACUCGGAAAGUAACCAGGAGGGAGAGAGAGGAAGCCUUGAUAAGAGGUGCCUUCAUGAAAGUGGUUAAGCCCAAGGAUGCGAAGAUUUCUCCCAGUCUUGAAUGCUCAUUACAUUUCACCAGGAAUCCAAGAUCUGAUCCUUUUCAGACAUUAUUUCUCUGGGCUCCAGUGCUGCUGCCUCUGCCUCUCCAGAGAUGCACUACACGCCUCUGCCUGCUGGAUCCAGAGACCUCACCAACCACAGAGGCAUUUUGGGGAAAUGUCGCUACAUUUACUAUGGAAAACAUUCCGAGGGCAACAGAUUCAUCCGAGAUGACCAGCUAUAAAACACAGUGCUGUUUGGUGCCUCUUCAAUCCCUCCACAUGAGAAGCACAAAUCACAUCUACAUUUUAAGCAUGUAACUAAAGUCCUCUAGUGCCUUCUGCUGACUUUGCCAAGCCUGUCAAGAUCAUCCUUCUAUCUUAGUCUGAGUAGUCACAUGGAGAUUGACAUGAUUGCCUUUAAGCAGGUCCCAUCCACCAGCGUGACAGACAGCUGCAGCCGAGCGCGGGGCUGGCAGGGGAGCACGGUGAUGGAUGGCCUGGCCCGAGUGCUGCAGAGAGCAGGGUCGCACCUGGGGCUGGACCGAGCCCGCUGCAUCCGCAGCGCCUCCCAAAGCACGCCCUUAUCUCUGCCUGGCCUGCUCAGCCCAAGUGCUGCUGAUACCCGAGUGUUUAUAACGGAGAGGGGCUGUAAUUUCAGAUGAAAAAGCCCUUAUCUGUUCUUAUUUUUACCCUGUGAAUUAAGUGCUUGUGUUUCUAUCGUCUCGUACAUGCUUACACAAAUCCUUUCACAGUUUGGUAGCACACUCACCCACCCCCCAAAAUGAGCCUAGAUGGAUUAUUUUUUCUUUCAGCAAAGAAAAAUAUAUAUCCUGAAAUCAUUUUGGUCAUGAAAAGCACUGCCAAUUUGUAUAGAUGUUUAUAUGCAAAGGAUAAGGAUUUUAUAAUUUCCCAGACAAACAAGUUUUUCCAAUUCUUGAAUCACAUCUUAUUGUUUACUAGCUCUUACCUUCAGAAAAGUGAACAUUUCUUUAUGUUGUAAAAUAAUGUCGUAGCUUAACGGUUUACACUUGGAAGUCCUCCUUAGUGAUAUUGACAGUGUGUAUUAUUCCUGGUUUAUUGCACAAGCUAUUUCUAACUUUUAGGAAUUAUGUUUAUAAUUAAAUGCUUAAAUUUGGGGAAAAAAGUGCUUAAAAGGAGUGAUAUAAAUCUGCCACCAGAUGGGUGUGAUUAUUCAGAGGGGAAAAAGGUCAACAAAAGUAACUGGUGGAAUUAACAUAAUUAGCAGCUUUACUAAUUUAUUAGAGAGACGAUAUCUACCUUUUGAAAUCUAUGUAAGAAAGGCUAUUAUCAAAUUUUCAGUCAAGAAAAUAAAAAGGCAUGGUAAAUUUUCUGCUUUUCUGAUAAAGAGAUUGGACAUAUUUAGAAUCAUUAACUUGUUACUUUGGAAAAAAGUGAAGUCCCAUACUUCAUGAAUAUGUUAUGUUAAAUUCUACUUGAUACAAUGGGAUUGGCCAAGGAAUAUGCAAAAAUUCUGACCUCUUGGCUGUUCCAAACCCAUUCAUACUGAUCCCAGCUGAGAGCUAUUAAUGCCUAGCUGUUCCUGGUUUGUUUGAAAUUACUUGGUGGUGUUUAUUCACUUUCCUGGUUAAAAAAACAACAUACCAGUCUUCAGAAGCUGUCUACCUUGGGGGCUUUUAUCAGCUGGCAUUACAGGUGGAAGCGACCUGACCAUGGAAGGCAGUGGUGAAAGCAGAUGUGACUGGUGAAAUAGUGAGGCACUGGCUGGGUGUCAGAGGAAAGCUUGCUGCUGCUCAGCAUUUUAGGCCUCACUCAGUAAACGGAAGCCUUUGCUCACUCUGCAAGUAUAUAAUAAAUGUUAAACAGAUACUUAAAACCACUGAUGAACACACAACAAUCCAGUUCACCACUUGUAGCUCAAAUGGAGCUCUGAGCUGUUUGAAUGGUGUCUGGAAAGCACGUUCUAGCUGCUUGUCAUGCCUCUUCUAAAUGUCAUACAUGACCACAAAUGAAAGGCCAGUUCACAUGGCAAGUCCGAGAUGAUACCAGAUAAAUGAAAACUACAUGCCUUUUUCUUUAAUCAAAAAUAAUAAUAGAAAUAUUUAGGGCACUUGUCAUCUGUUUUGGUCUCCAAAAUAACAGCAAUCUUAGUUUGUUCCUAUCAUGAUGUCUGUUUUGAAUGCCUCCACACAUUUUGGCCAUGGCAAUGUUAUAGGCAGCAGGAUUUGGAAUAGGGAUGUUUAGAAUAACCUAAUGUCACUUUCAGUCUGUUUGCAUAUAUGUUCUUGUCUUUAUAAAAGGCUUUAACCCUGCCUCAAACAAUAAACAGCACUUGCAAACUGA
This is a messenger RNA of Zonotrichia leucophrys gambelii, 2947 nucleotides long. It is a transcript of the gene LRMDA, whose product is annotated as leucine rich melanocyte differentiation associated. Gene Ontology annotation, molecular function: protein binding. The transcript has 8 exons. The record is from RefSeq and is a predicted model, not a curated record. Gene Ontology annotation, biological process: melanocyte differentiation. NCBI's taxonomy places the organism in Eukaryota, Metazoa, Chordata, Aves, Passeriformes, Passerellidae. Bases 101 to 943 code for a protein of 280 amino acids.